GAAAAUAAUUGAAAUAAUAAUAAAAAAAUAAAAAAAAAUUCAGGGCCAGAGCUUGCAUUGGAAGCGGAUUCGGCCCAAAUAGGGAAGGGGUGUGAAGAAGGCCGGAAAAUGUGGGCUUCAGUCGAUCGGAGCCCAUUUACAGAAGCUCCAUCCGUCAAACCGCGAACCGACGUUGAGAGAAAGCCGAGGUUCUUUCUUUGUUUGUGUCUUCCUACAGAAAGAAAGCGAGGCUCUUUCUUCGCCGCCGGUAACUAGGGAUUUGGGUUCCUACCGAAGGUGAGAGACAAGACCUAUAGGGAGCGGGAUCGAAAAGCGGUGAACGGAAAAUGGCGGGUAUGGGAGACGGGUACGUGGGCACGGCGCAAGACGCCGUGAGAAUCCGUCGGCUGGAGAAGCAGCGAGAAGCUGAGCGCAAGAAAAUCGAAGAGAUGAAGACGAAGUCGGACAAAGGCGGGCCUGGACUUCUCCAGUUCGGGUCAAGUACAUCGGAGAUUCUCGAGACUGCGUUUAAGAAAGAAACUGUGGGGUUAGUUACAAGGGAGCAGUAUGUCGAGAAGAGAGUUACUAUACAGAAUAAGAUUGAAGAAGAAGAGAAGGAGAAGCUUCAGAAGCUGCGGCAAGAGGAGGAGGAAGCACAGCUAGCCAAGCGCAAAAAGAGGAAGAUUAAAGGGAAUUCAAAGCUUUCAUUUUCUGAUGAUUUUGAGGAUGGGGCGGAAGAUGAAGAUGGUGGAAUCGUUCUAUUUGAUGGUAUGUUUGAGAUGCAUUACAUCAGAACUGAGUUUUCAAAAUUGAUGGAUGUGAUAGAAAGAGUGAAUUUGUUCUAUUGCCAUUUGAACGUUGGCUUGCCUAUUGUCUUGUCAGCAGAAGAACCUGUUCCAAAUAAGUUGGCUCGUGGGAAAUUUGGCAAAGAUCCCACUGUAGAAACAAGCUUUUUGCCUGACAGUGAGAGGGAGGCUGAGGAGCAAGCUGAACGUGAAGUGUUGCGGAAACAAUGGGUUCGCGAGCAGGAGCAGAUUAAAAAUGAGGCCCUUCAAAUUACUUACAGUUACUGGGAUGGAACAGGCCAUCGCAGGGCAAUCCAGUGUCGAAAGGGUGACAGCAUCGGGGAGUUUCUGCGGUCCGUUCAACAGCAACUAGCACCCGAGUUUAGAGAAAUCAGAACAACUUCUGUUGAGAACUUGCUCUAUGUGAAAGAGGAUCUUAUCAUUCCUCAUCAACACAGCUUCUAUGAGCUCAUAGUCAACAAAGCUAGAGGAAAAAGUGGACCGCUUUUCCACUUUGAUGUGCACGAGGAUGUGCGUACAAUUGCUGAUGCAACCAUAGAGAAGGAUGAGUCCCAUGCUGGUAAAGUCGUCGAGAGGCAUUGGUAUGAGAAGAACAAGCACAUAUUCCCUGCAUCAAGAUGGGAGAUAUACGAUCCUGCAAGGAAGUGGGAGCGUUACACAAUCCAUGGUGACUGAAACUGAUGUAGACUUGCUGGGUAUCAGUAGGAUGGGAGGUUGCAACUAUUAAAAUGGGAAGCAGAGCUAUAUCUACUAUUUGGGCUGCACCUUAGUUGCAAACAGAACUAUGUUUUUUUUUCAUAUUACCGAGUAACUUAUGUCUUAGCAGCACAAGCACUUGUGUCCUGUGAGAUUGGAAUGUGAAACUAGAGAGUGUAAUUUUCCUGGUUGGUGUUGGACUGUGAAUUUCUUUUGCAUGCUCUGAGAAUCCCUUUGGCAGAGUAUUACUGUUUUAAUUAUGGUUGCCAACUAUUUGUGCUAUUAACUCUUUGCAAGCA
Messenger RNA from Linum tenue, 1780 nucleotides. The record is from the annotation of a GenBank genome assembly. NCBI's taxonomy places the organism in Eukaryota, Viridiplantae, Streptophyta, Magnoliopsida, Malpighiales, Linaceae.